Rubroshorea leprosula is the source of this 830-nucleotide messenger RNA. The record is from the annotation of a GenBank genome assembly. NCBI's taxonomy places the organism in Eukaryota, Viridiplantae, Streptophyta, Magnoliopsida, Malvales, Dipterocarpaceae.
AUUGUUUCAAACAGAAACAAUCUCCCUAGAGUACCUGAGUACCUGUUUUCUACUCCAAAAUCUUCAACUCUUAGCAUCUCAGUUUCACUCCUUCCUCCCUUUCUUUGUUCUCUGUAGCAGAAAGUCUCAGACUACUUUGCCUUCUAACUUUCAUAUCUGUCCUACUCUCUCGAGGUAGCCCCUAUGUUCUCCUAAAUAACAUCUCAUUGUGGCUGUGACUCCUUUCUUUCUUUCUUCCUUUGUUCUUUUUCAGUAAUAUAAGUAUUUAGGACUUUGUAGGGAAGACAGUGUGGUGGUUGUCUUCAAGUGUGGUGGUUGUCUUCAUGGGGACAGUGGAGAAUCAGUUCACACCAGUGGUGCAGCCACCGCCAGCAGUGGCAGAGCCACCAAGCCGGUACACACAUCGAUCCAUUGAAACACUGGUGGUGGUGCUGGCAGUUAUCACCAUCAUAGGUGUUAUUGCAGGAAUCAUAGCUCGGCUGUGUGGUGGAAGGCAUUUUGGUGGCAGUGGAGAGCAUGACAUAGAAGGCUGGGUAGAGAAGAAGUGCAGGAGUUGCAUUGAUGGUGGAAUCCCCAGUGCUCCUCCUCCUCCUCCCCCAGAAGAAUCAAAACCAGCAAAAGAAGAAGCAAAGCAGUAAAGGAUAGAAAUAGAAGAAAAGUCCAAGUUCUAUUGUAAUGGUGGGAAUGUUAUCAAAGUGAUUAGCCCAAGCAGAAAAAGGUGAACUCUAGCUGCUUUUGUCUAGCAAUGUAUCAUUAUCUACCUUUACUACAAAACCAGCAAGAAUAGGGUAAUGUUUUUGUUACAAAGCUAAUAAUGUAUUUCCUCAUCA